Messenger RNA from Sorex fumeus (smoky shrew), 2979 nucleotides. RefSeq names its product progesterone receptor (gene PGR). Gene Ontology annotation, molecular function: nuclear steroid receptor activity; DNA-binding transcription factor activity; steroid binding. Gene Ontology annotation, cellular component: nucleus. The record is from RefSeq and is a predicted model, not a curated record. The transcript has 8 exons. Gene Ontology annotation, biological process: regulation of DNA-templated transcription; steroid hormone receptor signaling pathway. Lineage: Eukaryota; Metazoa; Chordata; Mammalia; Eulipotyphla; Soricidae. The coding region runs from base 183 to 2816 and encodes 877 amino acids.
CAGCCACCGCUCGCGUUCUCCCCAGGCCCCCGCAGGGGCUGCGGGCACCGCCCCCUGGCCCGCCUGGAGGAGGAGAUCGCGCUGCCCUGCCCAGCCCGGCCCGGCCCAGUGGCCGCUCUCUCCGCCCGCCGCCCCGGACCGGCCUAGACGCAGGGGAGGAGAAAAGGGGGGCCCGGGUCGUCAUGACAGAGCUGAAGGCCAAGGGUCCCCGCGCUGCGCACGUGGAGGGCGGCGCGCUGUCCCCGGCCGCCGGCGCCUCCCCGCUGCCCUUCGCAGCCGGCCCGCCAGCCGCGCCCCUCUCUGUGGACGGGCUGCUCUUCCCACGCGACCCCGACUCCAAGAUCGCUGACCGGUCCGCGCCGUCCAACGUGGACACUGAGUACCCCCGAGCCGAAGUGGCCGGGGGCUCGAGGCACGCCGAGAAGGACAGCGGACUGCUGGACAGCGUCCUGGACACGCUCCUGGCGCCGUCGGGUCGCGGGCACAGUCACCCCACCCCUCCCGCCUCCGAGGCCGCCAGCCCCUGGUACCUCUUCGGCCCCGAGCUGCCCGAAGACCCCCGAGGAGCCCCUGCCAGCCGGGGGCCGCUGCCCUCGCUCAUGAGUCGGCCAGAAGCCAAGGGGGGCGAGUGUCCCGGGGCCGCCCAGAAAGCGCUGCCCAGAGGUCUAUCGCCGUCCAGGCAGCUGCUGCCCGCGCUCUCGGGGACGCCCCACUGGCCCCGGCCCGUCCUGCAGCCGUCUCCACAGCCCGCCGUGGUGGACGUGGAGGACGACGACGAUGACGACGACGACGAUGAAGAGGAUUCGGAAGCCGAGGCCGGGGGCGCCGCAGCUGGGCAGCUGCCGCAGGGCAAAGCGCGGGCUUUGGGGGACCCGCUGGCCGUGUCCGGCACCGCGGGCGCGGGGGGCGUUGCGCUGGUCCCCAGGGAGGACCCGCGCUUCGCUGCGCCGCGUACGGCCCUGGCGGAGGCCGAGGCGCCCGGCCGCUCCCCGCUGGGCACAGCCGUGGUGGACUUCAUCCACGUGCCCAUCCUGCCGCUGAAGCCGGCCAUCCUGACGGCGCGCACGCGGCAGCUGCUGGAGACCGAUGGACCCGACGGCGCCGGCCCCGCGGCGCGCGCCUCGCCCGGCGACCUCCCCGCCUGUGCCUACGCGCCCACUGCCAAUGCAGCCGAGCCCCGCGACGACGACGCCGCCUUUGCGCUCUACGGCGACCCGCACCCAGCCGCGCUGAAGAUCAAGGAGGAGGAGGAGGGCUGUGAGGCGGCCGCUCGACCCCAGCGCCCCUUCCCGCCCGCGCCCGCCGCCGUCUACACUGACCUGGCGCUGGCGCCGCCACUGCCCCCGCGCGCACCCUCGGCCCGGCCGGGGGAGCUGGCAGCGGGUCCCUCGCCGUCGGGCUCGGCGCUGGAGUGUCUCCUGUACAAGGCCGAGGACGCGCCGCCUACGCCGCCCGCGCCGCCACCCCCCUGCAAGGCACCGGUCGGGGGCGGCUGCCUGCUGCCCCGCGACGCCUUGUCCACCCCCGCGGCCGCGGGCCCCGCGCUCUACCAGCCGCUCGGACUCAACGGACUGCCGCCGCUCGGCUACCAGGCCGCCGUGCUCAAGGACGCGCUGCCGCAGGUCUACCCGCCCUAUCUCAACUACCUGAGACCGGAUGCAGAAGCCAGUCCGAAUCCCCAGUAUGGCUUCGAGUCGUUGCCCCAGAAGAUCUGUCUGAUCUGUGGGGACGAGGCGUCCGGCUGUCACUAUGGCGUGCUGACGUGCGGGAGCUGCAAGGUCUUCUUCAAAAGAGCCAUGGAAGGGCAGCAUAAUUACUUAUGCGCUGGAAGAAACGAUUGUAUCGUGGAUAAAAUACGCAGGAAAAACUGCCCUGCAUGUCGUCUCAGAAAGUGCUGCCAGGCUGGCAUGGUCCUCGGAGGUCGAAAGUUUAAAAAGUUCAACAAAGUCCGGGUCAUGAGAGCACUGGACGCGGUGUCCCUCCAGCAGCAGGUGGGCCUUCCCGGCGAGGGCCAGGCCCUGGCCCAGAGAAUGAGCUUCUCACCAUCUCAAGACAUCCAGCUCAUCCCCUCCCUCAUAAGCCUGCUGAUGAGCAUUGAGCCUGAGGUCGUCUAUGCCGGUCACGACAACUCCAAGCCUGACACCUCCAGCUCCCUGCUGACCAGUCUCAACCAGCUGGGUGAGAGGCAGCUUCUGUCCGUCGUCAAGUGGUCAAAAUCCCUACCAGGUUUUCGAAACUUACACAUUGAUGACCAGAUCACACUAAUCCAGUAUUCAUGGAUGAGCUUAAUGGUGUUUGGGCUUGGAUGGAGAUCCUACAAACAUGUGAGCGGGAAGAUGUUGUACUUUGCACCAGAUCUGAUACUAAAUGAACAACGUAUGAAGGAAUCAUCAUUCUAUUCCUUAUGCCUCACCAUGUGGCAGAUCCCACAGGAGUUUGUGAAGCUGCAGGUCAGCCAUGAAGAGUUCCUCUGCAUGAAAGUCCUGCUGCUGCUUAAUACAAUUCCUUUGGAAGGUCUACGAAGUCAGAAUCAGUUUGAAGAGAUGAGAUCGAGUUACAUCAGAGAGCUUAUCAAGGCCAUUGGUCUGAGACAAAAAGGAGUCGUCUCUAGCUCACAGCGUUUCUAUCAACUUACAAAGCUCCUGGAUAGCUUGCAUGAUCUUGUGAAACAACUUCAUCUGUACUGCUUGAAUACAUUUAUCCAGUCCCGGUCACUAAGUGUUGAAUUUCCAGAAAUGAUGUCAGAAGUUAUUGCUGCACAGUUACCCAAGAUUUUGGCAGGAAUGGUGAAACCGCUUCUCUUUCAUAAAAAGUGAAUGCCAUUUUUGUCUUCAAGUACAUUUAGAACAUCAUACUGUGUAAAUUUUAGAGAAAAUUGUGAGAUUUUAUUUCCCUUCAUAAAGUAAAAUUAGAUUUUUUGUAGUGUUUGUAUACCCAUAUUUUUCUUUAAGUGUUUACAAGUUUGAAAAAAGUACUAAA